Messenger RNA from Thyridium curvatum, 7275 nucleotides. RefSeq lists its product as uncharacterized. The transcript has 3 exons. Gene Ontology annotation, molecular function: actin filament binding; cytoskeletal motor activity; ATP binding. Gene Ontology annotation, cellular component: myosin complex. Lineage: Eukaryota; Fungi; Ascomycota; Sordariomycetes; Thyridiales; Thyridiaceae. The record is from RefSeq and is a predicted model, not a curated record. The coding region runs from base 1 to 7275 and encodes 2424 amino acids.
AUGGCCUCCAACUUCCACAACAUGGCGCAGACGCGCAACAACCCCUUUGCGAGGAACCCCUCCAUGUCACCCGGGCCAGCAGGAGCAGGUCGGCCAAAAUCAGUGGUAUUCCCCUCCUCCUCAACCUCGCCAGCCACGACUACGUCUCCGAAAAUGUCACAUACCCGAAGUCAAUCACAGGCAGUAUUCGGGAAUGCCCUUGUCCCGACCAGCCAGAGUAGCCACGGGAUGGCCCGGCAUACGCGAGAGGGCACCCCUGGAUCCAACACCUUUGCCCCCUCCUUCAUCAAGACGGAAGAGAUGCGUCGGAGCGCAGAUGCCGUCAAAGGCAUUGAGGGGGAGAAUGACUUUUCGGGCAAGCGUUACGUUUGGCUGCAAGAUCCGCAGACGGCCUUCGUCAAGGGCUGGAUCGUGCAAGACCUUGGCGGGAACCGGAUUCUCGUACAAUGCGAGGACGGCAGUCAACGCGAGGUCGACGAGGACAGCGCAGACAAGGUCAAUCCGGCCAAGUUCGACAAGGCCAACGACAUGGCUGAGCUGACGCACCUCAAUGAGGCAUCGGUGGUACACAACCUACACAUGCGCUAUCAAGCCGAUCUGAUAUACACAUACUCGGGGCUGUUCUUGGUGACAGUGAACCCUUACUGCCCGCUGCCGAUUUAUACCAAUGAGUACAUUAAUAUGUACAAAGGGCGGAAUCGCGAGGAGACGAAACCCCAUAUCUAUGCCAUGGCCGACGAGGCUUUCCGCAAUCUCGUUGAUGAAGGCGAGAACCAGAGUAUUCUGGUCACCGGAGAGUCGGGCGCUGGAAAGACAGAGAACACGAAAAAGGUCAUUCAAUACCUGGCCGCCGUCGCGCAGUCCGAAUCUCCCAUCAAGAGCCGGGGCCAACAGCACGCCAACCUGUCAGCUCAGAUUCUGCGGGCCAAUCCGAUUUUGGAGGCGUUCGGAAAUGCCCAGACAGUUCGGAAUAACAACUCCUCGCGGUUUGGCAAGUUCAUCCGGAUCGAAUUCAACAAGGCUGGCUCCAUCGCUGGUGCAUUCAUCGACUGGUAUCUCCUGGAGAAAUCCCGGGUCGUCAGAAUCAAUUCCCAAGAGCGAAAUUAUCAUGUUUUCUACCAACUGAUCAAGGGUGCGGACCGCAAAAUGAAGCAAGAGUUUCAGAUCGACGGCCUCGAUGUGGACGACUUUGCUUACACUCGCGACGGUCACGACACCAUUGUCGGUGUCUCGGAUCGCGACGAAUGGAGCUCGCUCAUGGAAUCAUUCGACGUCAUGGGAUUCUCGGACAAGGAGCAGAACUCGAUUCUGCGCACUGUCGCUGCUGUUCUCCACUUGGGCAACAUCUCAGUCGUCAAGGAGAGUCGAGCGGCCGAUCAGGCCAGGCUUGCGCCAGAUGCCAAAACACACGCAGAAAAAGUGUGUAAGCUGCUAGGCGUUCCAUUAGAGCCCUUCCUGCAAGGUCUGUUGCAUCCCAAAGUCAAAGCAGGCCGUGAAUGGGUAGAAAAGGUCCAGACGCCAGACCAAGUCCGUCUUGCGAUUGACGCCCUAGCAAAGGGUAUCUACGAGCGAGGUUUCGGUGACCUUGUGACCAGAAUCAACCGACAACUUGACCGGAGCGGUAUGGGCAUGGAUGACUCUCACUUCAUUGGAGUGCUCGAUAUUGCUGGCUUUGAGAUUUUUGAAGAAAACAGUUUUGAGCAGCUAUGCAUCAACUACACGAACGAAAAGCUUCAGCAAUUCUUCAACCAUCACAUGUUCGUCAUCGAGCAAGAAGAAUACGCUCGAGAGCAAAUCGAGUGGAAAUUCAUCGACUUUGGCAGGGAUCUUCAACCAACCAUCGACCUGAUCGAACUGCCAAACCCAAUCGGUAUAUUCUCCUGUCUGGAUGAGGAUUGUGUGAUGCCGAAAGCAACCGACAAAACCUUCACCGAGAAGCUCCACUCCCUCUGGGACAAGAAAUCCACCAAAUACCGGCCUUCAAGACUCCAGCAUGGCUUCAUCCUCACUCACUAUGCUGCAGAAGUGGAAUACUCGACGGAAGGCUGGUUGGAGAAGAACAAGGAUCCCUUGAACGACAACAUAACCCGCCUUCUGGCCGCUUCCACGGACAAGCACGUGGCUGCACUAUUCGCCGAUUGUGCCGAGCAAGACGAGGAGACCGGUGGCAUGCGGAGUCGCGUCAAGAAAGGUCUGUUCCGAACCGUAGCCCAGAGACACAAGGAGCAGCUCUCAAGUCUUAUGGCUCAGCUUCACUCUACUCACCCUCAUUUCGUCCGGUGUAUUCUUCCCAAUCACAAAAAGCGACCGAAGCAGUUCAACAACCUACUGGUACUCGAUCAGUUGAGGUGCAAUGGUGUCUUGGAAGGAAUUCGCAUUGUCCGAACCGGAUUCCCGAAUAGGCUGCCCUUUGCAGAGUUCCGCCAACGCUAUGAGGUCCUGUGCCGAGAUAUGCCAAAGGGGUAUCUCGAAGGCCAGGCGGCAGCAAGGAUGAUGCUCGACAAACUGAAGCUUGAUAAGCAGGACUUCCGGGUUGGUCUCACCAAGGUUUUCUUCCGUGCCGGCGUCCUAGCAGAGCUGGAAGAGCAACGAGAUGCCUUGAUCACGGAGAUAAUGUCUCGAUUCCAAUCAGUAGCUCGUGGUUUCACCCAGCGCCGUAUCGCCUACAAGCGCUUGUACCGAGCCGAAGCGACUCGUGUCAUCCAGAGAAACUUCCAGGUCUACCUGGAUCUGUGCGAGAAUCCCUGGUGGCAACUUCUUAUCAAGAUGAAGCCCUUGCUUGGAGCAACUCGCACAGCCACAGAGGUCAAGCGCAGAGAUGAGAUGAUCCGACAACUCAACGACAAGAUGAAGCAAGAGGCUGCUGACCGCCAGAAGCUUGAAGACGAGAGACGAAACGUUCACAUGGAAAUGAUGAGAAUACAGCAGACUCUCGAGAGCGAGCGGUCACUGGCCCUCGAUAAGGAGGAGAUCUUCAAACGGUUACAGUCACGUGAAGCCGAGCUGGAGGACAAGCUCGCUGGGGCAAUAGAAGACCAGGAGCGCCUGGAAGAUCAACUCGACGACUUGCUUGACGCCAAAAAGAAGGCCGAGGAUGAUGUUGAGAAAUACCGGUCCCAACUAGAGCAGGCCGCCGGAUUGAUCGCCCGCCUUGAAGCGGAGAAGACACAACUCGCCGACCGCGUCUCCGAGCUUGAGGCUGCCAUCUCUGAGAUCUCUCAAAAGCAGUCCGAGAGAAGUGAGCAAGAAGCGGCUCUCGAGGACGAGAUCAAAAUGCUACAAAGCCAGCUAUCUCUCAAAGACCGCAAAGCUCGCGAUCUAGAAGGCAAGCUUCUGCGCAUCGAUCAGGACGCUGAGGUGAAGCUCGUAGCAGCACAAAAGGAGCUGCAGUCGAUCAAGUCGAGAGAACAGAAGCUGCUCGCUGAGAACCGAGACGUUCAACAGCAACUAUCAAAGUUGUCGCAAACCUCAACAGACUACGAAGACCUGGUCCGCAAGAAGGAGAGUGAACUAUCGCUCUUGCGAAGCGACAACAAGCGGUAUGAGGCCGAGCGGCAUGCUUUCGAGGAGCAGAAGAAAUCUCUCGGCGCCGAAAAAGAGAAAUCUGUUACUCGCCUGCGAGAGGUUCAGGCCGAAAUCGUCGCACUGAAGUCUGAACAGUCGCAGCUUCAGCGUGAGGCCCAGGAUGCCAAGCAGCUCUUACAGGCUCGACUCUCAGAGGAUGCUCAAGCAGAUCAGAACCGCCAAGUACUCGAGUCCCAGAUCAAGGACCUCAAAGACCAGCUAUAUAAAACACAGAUGGAAUUGAGCAGAGAGCGGCAGUCACGGGAUGACGUCCUGCUGCUCGGCGAACACAAGUAUCAAACCCUCAAGGAUGAGUUCGACCAUCUCAAUGAGUCCAAGAUCACUAUCGAGAAGGAGUUGUACGCUCAGCAGGAUACCCUUCGCCGGACAAUGGAAGCCAGGACUGCCGUCGAAGCAGAGCGGGAUGAGGCACGGCAAGAAAUUAGAAAGCUUCGAGUGGCUAAGUCUCAAGCCGAGGAAGCUCGACGUGAGGCAGAGGUCGCGGGAGAACGAGUGGCCACUAGAAUUGCCCGGGAGCGGGAAGACAGCUUGCUCAAGGAUCUCGAGGCUGCUCAAGAACGUCUGAAGUGGUUCGAGGAGGAGUGCGCCAAGCUCAAUCACCAGGUCGAGGACCUCAACAAGUUGAUCCUCUCAUCUGGAGACUUUGGUCUCAAGAACGAUCAGGCUAAGGAACGCUUGGAGCGAGAGCUUCACACCGUCAAGAGCCGGCUCUCGGCCUCGGAGAAUGACAAUCGCGCUUUGCUCAACAAGCUCCAACAGAAGGGCUUGGAAAUUGCUCGCUCGACAUCCAGGGCAAGCGAAGCAUCUCGCGGACAGCUCCAGGUUUUGCAACGCGAAAAGGCCAAGAUUGAAGAACAUAACACCAAGCUAAACAAGCAACUUGGCGAGUCCCAGAUCACCAUCGCGUCUCUGGAGAAGAAAGUAGAGAAGUUGCAACUUAAUCUGGAGGAUCUGAACCACGAGGUGGCUCGUGAGGUGAAGAGCAGCCGUAAUGCGGAGAAGGUCUCGUCAAACUUCACCGCGCAGUUGGCUGAGGCGAACCGCACGAUCGAGUCCGAGAAGCAGCUUCGGACACAGGCCCAGGGCACUGUCCGAACCCUUCAGGGUACUCUUGACUCUCGAGACAAGGAGCUAGUCCAGCUUCGAAAACAGCUUCUCGACGUGCUGAAGGUGGUCGAUCCGGACUCGUUGCCUGCAGUUCAGAGUGAUGGCAGCAAUGACCGACUUCUGAGCAAGAACUUUGAUCUGGCGCGCAAGGUCGAAGAGCUCCAACAGAAUCUCCGUGUGCAGACUGCGGGACGGACAAAUGCAGAGUCACAGCUUGCUGAGCUCCGAGCGCAGCGCCAGGACUCCCCGCAGCGGCCGCGUCUCGAAGAGAUCAGUGGCAACGAGGCGCAUUUCAGCGGUUCGCCCACUCAGCGAAAAGCCAAGGCAAAUGGCCGAGUCUACACGGCCAUGUCCACUCCUCCCCGUCCUCGCUUCAACAGUGUCGAGCCGGAAAUGCUCAACGGCUCUUACCGGACUGACAAGGUGAACGACUCCGGCUCUCACGCCGACCGUACGGCACUCAAGGCUGAGGUUGAGGACCUGCAAAACCAACUGCAGCUGGCACAGAUGCAGAACCGCCAACUGCAGAGCCAACUUGACCGCUCCACCCCGGCCCCAGAUGUGUUUUCUGACGAAUCCUCAUCUUUGCGUCGUGUUCAGAAACUUGAGCAGGCAAAUAGUCGACUUCAUGACCUCCUUGACGACUCCUCGAAGAAGUGCUCUGCCUUAGAGAAGGCGCUGCGCACUGGCGAACUCUCCCUGCGCGACAUUCAAACCAAAUCUCACGAGGAGAUCUUGGACUUGCUCAACAGCCAAGAAGACUCGCGCCGAUCCCUUCUCCACAGUCACAAAGAUGCAGUGGCAGAGCUGGCGGAUGUGAAGGAGCAUUACGAGAAGAUGCGACACGACCGCGCCAAGCUCGAGGUCGAUCUGCGUGACGCGAAAUCCGACCUGCAGGAGAUGAGUCUUGCUCGCGAGCAAGAGGCCACCAACCGUAAUCAGCUCCUGCAGGAGUUUGCAGAUCUCCAGAUUCGGCUGGACGCGGAGGCGUCUAAGCUAGCUGAUGUUACUGCAAGUCUCAACCUGUACAAGAGCAGGUCUGACGAGUACUUCAGCAAGCUAGAACAAGCCGAGAUUGCUGUCCUCAAGGCUUCUCGGGCUGAGCAGUUCGCCAAAACACAAGCCAAGGAAGCCGAGGACACAUGCGCUGAGAUUAUGUCUGAGCGCAAGAAGAUGGACUCGGCCCUGGAGGACCUGCAGCGUCAGAACCAGCGCCUAGAGGAGAGGGUUGAAGACAUGUCAACGGACCUCGAGGCUGCAACGCAAGCUAAGAAGCGCCUCCAGCACGAGCUCGAGGACUACCGGAACCAGCGGGCCAUGGACAUCGAGGAUAAGGAGUCGAGCAUGGAGCAGACCCGCAAGAAGUAUCAAGCCGAGUUUGCCACCAUCACCAAGGAGCUCGAUCUCGCUCGUGAGGAGAAGCUCUUCAAGCAGGCCGAGAUCACCCGUCUCCGAGAGGAGCUGGACGAGCUCCGAUCCAAGUGGGACGAUGAGGUCCUGAACAGCUCAACCUGGUCAAAGGAGAAGUCACGUCUCGAGGCAACGCUCUCUGAUGUAGUCUCAUCGCGCGAUGAGGCUGUCAACGCCCACAAUGAAGCGCAGAGCAAGAUCGUCAAUCUUCUCUCCCAAGUCAGAACUCUGCGCAGCUCGGUUGAUGAGAUCACAUCUGAGCGCGAUAGCCUUGUCCGUGAGAAGCGCAGCAUCGAAGCUCGCCUCGAAGAGGCCAAGGCCGGUCUUGACGAGCUUGCUAAGAGCGAGAGCCCAUCACUACGCAAUGCUGCGAACCUCGAUAAGGAGAUUCUCGACCUCCGGUCUAGCCUCGCCCAGCAGGAGGACAUCUCUGCCGCCGCUGUGGAGAAAAUGCGCCGUGCCGAGGCGCUGGUGUCGGAGAUGCAGAAGGACAUGGUCACCGAGCGCGACACGAGCGUGCAGCUGCAGAAGGAGAAAGCUGCUCUGGAGAAGUCACUGCAUGAAGUCCAGCUCCGGCUCGUCGAUCUGGAGACCAAGGGCUACUCCACGGCCAGUCAGGACAUCAAGUUCCUCCACAAGAGAAUUCAAGAGCUCGAAUCACAGCUCGAGGCACAGGAGAACGAGCGAUCCAAGUCGCAGAGGUCUGUGCGCAACGUCGACCGCAUCGUUAAAGACCUGCAGAGUCAGAUCGAGCGCAAGGACAAGCAGAACGGGCAGCUCCAGGACGACGUCGGCCGCAUGCGCGACAAGGUGGACAAGCUGCUCCAGACGAUCGACGAGCUGCAGUCGUCCGAGUCGAGCAACCAGCUGAGCGCGCGCCGGGCCGAGCGCGAGCUGCGCGAGGAGAAGGAGAAGAGCCUGCGGCUCGAGCGCGAGCUCGAAGGGUGGAAGAACCUGCGGAUGGAGAAGGGGUCGUCGGCCGGCAGCGUGGCGGGAAGCGUGGCGGGCAGCGUCGUGGGCUACGGCAGCAUGAGGAGGUCGGGCACGACGGCGACGUUUAGUAGCGCUGCGACGCUGGCGGGCAAGGACGAAGACGGCACGCCGGACAUCCCGAGGCGGAAGAGCAGCAUUGGCCGCACGAGGGCGCCGAGCUUGACCAAGGGGUUCCUGUGA